GUAUAUUGAUUUUCUCUCUUUAGCUUAGACAUGAACUCUGCAGUACUUAUCUUAGUGGGGAUUUUUAUUUUCCCAGCCACAAAUGGGAAGCUAUUUGAAAGAUGUGAGCUUGCAGGGACUAUGAAGAAGAUGGGGCUUGAUGGGUAUCGAGGAUACAGUCUGCCUAACUGGGUAUGCACAGCUUUCUUUGAGAGUUCAUUUUAUACAGAUCGUACAAAUUUCAACAGGGGAGAUAACAGCACUGAUUAUGGCAUUCUGCAAAUAAACAGUCGUUGGUGGUGUAAUGAUGACAAGACCCCGAGAAGCCACAAUGCAUGCAACAUUAACUGCAGAGAUCUCUUAAGUGAUGACAUCACCCAAUCAGUGAUAUGUGCAAAACGCGUGGUGAGAGACCCUCAGGGCAUGGAAGCAUGGGUUGGCUGGAGAAAUCACUGCAAAGGAAGAGACCUUUCUCAGUGGAUUAAAGACUGCAAACUUGAUAUUCUUUUAUAGCUCUACUGAACUCUCUGGUUCCCUGCUGCUGAUGGCAAAGCUUCCAGCAAUAACCAUUUUUUUGCAAACCAAAUGAAUAAUGCGCACGUCAUUUAAAAAAUGAGAAAACAUGUUAGAAACAGCAUAAAAAUGGUGCCAAACUUGUUUUCAUUGUCAUAUAUAAGGGAGGAGAAACAUACAAUCUUUAAGAUAUAAUUGGACUACCACUCUUGGAAUACUGGAAGUGGUCCAGAUUGCCUUCAUAGGGCCAUGGCAUUCUGGGAAUUUGCUCUACUGCUUCUGUGGGAACAUUACGUCAACAUCUAAACACUCCAGUAGUUAAAAUGCCCUGUAGGCCACUAGCCAUAUAUUUCUUAAGAUUACUAACCUGAAGGAAUCUAUAGCAGGAGCAUGCAGAUACAAUGCACCUAGCUGCUGUGUUUAGACAGGUAGUCUACUGAGUUUUUUAUACAGCAUUAAAAAAAGACAGUAUCCCUUAAAUGAAAUGUAGAUCUUUGUUAUAAUUCAAGAAUAAAAAUAACAUUUAGCAGACAUACCUGUGUACUCCUAAUGCUUGCAAUUUACUGCCUUUCUGUUAAACAUUAAAUCAUUUCUAUAUCA
Molecule: messenger RNA, 1092 nt
Organism: Xenopus laevis (African clawed frog)
Lineage: Eukaryota; Metazoa; Chordata; Amphibia; Anura; Pipidae
Gene: lyz.L
Product: lysozyme L homeolog
Exons: 4
Coding region: 31-492 (153 amino acids)
Biological process (GO): defense response to bacterium; cytolysis
Molecular function (GO): hydrolase activity, acting on glycosyl bonds; lysozyme activity; catalytic activity
Source: RefSeq, a predicted model, not a curated record